UCCCAACCUAUAUCCAUUCUUCUUCCACAGUCAUUACCGAGCUCCCUCCAAUGGAGUCCCACUCCCUCUACCUCUCUUCCUCCUCCCCAUCUCUCCAAAGUCAUCGUGCAAUUCACAAACUUUCUUCUCAGAAACCAAUCUCUCCACCCCCUUCUCUCAUUCCCUUCGCCAAUUCAAAACCUCUCACUGUUUUCAAUGGCCCCCGUUUUUCCUCCAUUAACAGAACCCCAUUUCCAAGCCCCACAAUUCCUUCAAACCCCCCUUUCCUCUUCGCAAAAACUUCCCCAUUUCUCCAAUUGAUGAAGCCCCAUUUUCCUUUUGCUCUAACUCAGCUCCUCCUUCUCACCCCUCUCCCUAGCUUCGCCUUGGAAACCGACCUAGCUUCUUCUGAUAAGAUAAGCCUGGAGUCCAUUUUGGUUUCAAUCGAUGAAUUUUUCAAUAGAUACCCUUUUUUUGUUGCUGGGUGUACUUUCAUUUGGCUUGUUGUGAUACCUUCGAUUGAUUACUAUUUUAUAAGAAAGUAUAAGUUCAUUUCUGCCAUUAAUGCGUUUCGUAAAAUCCGAGAUGAACCAAAUGCACAACUGUUGGAUGUUAGAGAGGAAAAGAGCUUGGCGGUUUUGGGGUCUCCUAAUUUGAGGAUUUUGAAUAAGGAUGUGGUGCGGGUUGUGUAUUCAGAAGAGGAUGAAGAUGGGUUUGUGAAGAAGGUGAAGAAGAGCUUUGGUGAUGAUGCUGAUACUAUAGUCUUUGUCCUGGACAAUUUUGAUGGUAACUCCAUGAAAGCGGCUGAGUUAUUGGUCAAGAAUGGCUUCAAGGAGGCCUAUGCAAUCAAGGAUGGUGUUAGGGGCGAAAAAGGGUGGUUGGCAAUACAGGAAAGCUUAUUGCCACCUUCUGUUCACAUGAAAAGAAGGAAAAAGGGUAAAGCUUCGCCAAAGUUGGGGACCAAUGGAGUUGUUCAACAAAAUGGAGACAAUGAGGCUGUUCCCUCUUUGAAAUCCUCCAAUCGAGAAAUACAACCGUCACAUGUCCAUGUCAAUGCAUCGUCACCUGCCGAGUCACAGUUGAAAACCCAGUCAAGGCCGUCCUCUCCUUAUCCAAAUGUAUUUUUCUUGAACACUGAUAAAUGGCAGUACCCAGAUUUAAAACCACCAUCAUCUCCAAUGCCCUCAAAGCCAGGGAAGUGA
Cucumis sativus (cucumber) is the source of this 1181-nucleotide messenger RNA. Its product is annotated as rhodanese-like domain-containing protein 4A, chloroplastic. The record is from RefSeq and is a predicted model, not a curated record. Bases 51 to 1181 code for a protein of 376 amino acids. The transcript is spliced from 4 exons. Lineage: Eukaryota; Viridiplantae; Streptophyta; Magnoliopsida; Cucurbitales; Cucurbitaceae.